UCUCAGAUAACUAACUAGGGAAAGGGUACAGUUUUCGUCUAAUUAGGGCUAAUUAAAUUCUUGGUAGCUGAGUAAAUAAACUGGAGCAGAUAGAUACGUCAUUACUACACCUGAAGCCAUUCAGCUACGUUGAGCUGGCUGAGAAUGUCUAAUCGGAGCAAGUCAAGACAUCCACGUAGUGCCAAGCCAAUAUCAGCAGGGUUCUCUGUCCUCAGCGACAGCAGAGAAUUUGAAACCAUGAAACAAAAUGAGGUUGCCUACAAGUCAAGGAUACGAUCGUUGGAGUUAGAGUUGAGCACUCUCAAACAUCGACUGGACUCUCUAAGAAAGGCCAAGAGCACAACCAUAGUACGUAGAGAGGUGGAGCAUGUCAGAGUGUCUUCACCCAAACUAGGCAGACGUUAUUACAGUUCUCUUGAUAGUCGACCGUCUACAGGUUCAUUACAAGAACCCACACCCACACAGAGUGCUUGCAAUCAUGGAGGUAGUGACAUGCUUGCUCAACUAAAAGAACUACGGAAGCAGGUGGGGUGUCUGGACAGGGAGCUCCUUGCAGAGAGGGCCAGCCACGACAAGCAACGUGAGAACUUGGUGAUUCAACACGAGACAGAGAUGAACACUCUCAGGGAGAAGUCACAAUCACAGCUCAGUGCAUUGAGGGAAAGCGUGAAUAAAAUAAAGGAAGACCAAAUCAAAACUGAAUGUGAGCAGUGCUCAGAGGUUCUGUGUGAGUGUGAGAGAGUGAGGGGGGAGAGUGAUGAGCUGAGGGAGAAGCUGGGGCAGCUGGUAUCCAUGAACCAGCGACUGAGAGACAGCAACCUUCUCUUGCAGGGCAAGUGUGAGACACUCCUGGAGGACCUCAGCAUCAAGGAGGCAAAGUGGACAGAGAGGGAAGAGGCACUAAAGAACGAGAUACGGAAGCAAUGGGGGCAGCGAUACCAUGAAUGGUUAGUCAAGGCUGAGAAGAAAAUGGAAGAGCUCCAACAAGUCAACACUCUACUGCAAGGAAUGCUACGGACUAAAGCACACAAUCCAGAUCUAUAAUAGUCAUAUUUCAUUUAGUACUUCAUUUCAUUUAGUACUUCACAGCAUUUACCAUAUAAUAUUAUUAUGUUCACAAAUUUGGUUAACCCAAAAUUUAUUAAAAUAUAGAAAAACAUGAAUAUAAUAAUAAUACUAACAUAUUGUUCAUACAGUUAUAAUUCAA
Molecule: messenger RNA, 1207 nt
Organism: Halichondria panicea
Lineage: Eukaryota; Metazoa; Porifera; Demospongiae; Suberitida; Halichondriidae
Exons: 7
Coding region: 145-1044 (299 amino acids)
Source: RefSeq, a predicted model, not a curated record